This is a messenger RNA of Cololabis saira (Pacific saury), 6730 nucleotides long. RefSeq names its product midline 2 (gene mid2). The transcript is spliced from 11 exons. NCBI's taxonomy places the organism in Eukaryota, Metazoa, Chordata, Actinopteri, Beloniformes, Belonidae. The coding region runs from base 246 to 2552 and encodes 768 amino acids. The record is from RefSeq and is a predicted model, not a curated record. Gene Ontology annotation, molecular function: zinc ion binding; protein binding.
GUUUGCCUGGGAGCUGUGGCCAGAGGAGCGCUGCAGCCGGAGCAACGCGGAGGGAAAAGUGUCCUCUCCACCCUCGACUUGGUUCAAACACCCCCACAUUCCCGUCAGUCUCCCCCGUCUUCCUUUCCGAAUUCAUUUCUGGAUACUUUCAAGAUGUCAGAAGCAAAGAGCGCUGGGCAUUUAAAGCUGGUAAUUGGCCAGCUUCCAUGGGAUUUCAUGUCACCUCUAGAUUGGUUUAACUGAAGAUGGAAACACUGGAGUCUGAGCUGACCUGCCCGAUCUGCCUCGAGUUGUUUGAAGAUCCACUGCUCUUGCCCUGCGCCCACAGCCUGUGCUUUAACUGCGCCCACCGCAUCCUGGUGUCUCACUGCUCCACCAGCAAGCCGCUCGAAUCCAUUUCCGCCUUUCAGUGCCCCACUUGCCGUUACGUCAUCACGCUGAAUCACCGCGGCCUGGAGGGCCUUAAGCGCAAUGUGACGCUGCAGAACAUCAUUGACCGCUUCCAAAAGGCCUCCCUUAGUGGCCCCAAUUCCCCCACCGAGAGCCGGCGCCUGCAGCCGCAGCGGCCCUACACCGCCACCAUUAGCGGAACAAUAGGUGGAACGAUUGGCGGAGGUGGUGGCACGAGUGGAGGGAGUGCCCGUGGCAGCCCGGCCACUUCCAGCCACUCCCACCCGCACUCCAAUCACACCAAUCACGUCAACCACACCAACGCAAACCACAGCCCGGCUGUUGUUGCAAAGAUGGAUCCGCGAAUCAGCUGCCAGUUCUGCGAGCAGGAUCCGCCACGUGAGGCGGUCAAGACGUGCGUCACGUGUGAGGUGUCGUACUGUGACCGUUGCCUGCGUGCAACGCAUCCUAACAAGAAGCCCUUCACCAGCCACCGCCUGGUGGAGCCGGUACCAGACACCCACAUCCGUGGCCUGACCUGCCCAGAGCACGAGAAUGAGAAGGUCAACAUGUACUGCUUGGUGGACGACCAGUUAAUCUGUGCACUCUGCAAGCUGGUGGGGCGCCACAGGGAGCACCAGGUGUCCUCACUCACUGAGCGCUUUGACAAACUCAAGGCUUAUCAAGUGAGCCCGGGCAGAGUGUCAGAUGCGGUAAUGGAGGCUUCAAAGACAAGUGCUGCGCAAACUCUGGAGAACAACUUAACGAACCUGGUGAAGAGGAACAGUGAACUGGAGAACCAAAUGGCCAAGCUCAUCCAGAUCUGUCAGCAAGUGGAGGUUAACACAGCCAUGCAUGAAGCUAAGCUGGUGGAGGAGUGUGAUGAGCUUGUGGAUAUCAUCCGCCAGAGGAAGCAGAUCAUUGCAGUAAAGAUCAAAGAGUCAAAGGUGAUGAAACUGCGUAAGUUGGCUCAGCAGAUCGCCAACUGUCGCCAGUGUCUGGAGCGCUCCAGUGCCCUCAUCACGCAGGCUGAACAGAGCCUGAAGGAGAAUGACCACGCUCGCUUCCUGCAGUCUGCCAGGAACGUGGCAGAAAGGGUUGCCAUGGCAACAGCUUCCUCCCAAGUACUCAUCCCUGAUGUCAACUUGAACGAGGCGUUUGACAACUUUGCUCUCGACUUCUCCCGAGAAAAGAAGAUUCUUGAGGGACUGGAUUACCUAACAGCCCCUAACCCACCAUCCAUCAGAGAUGAGCUGUGCACCGCCUCCCAUGACACCAUCACUGUUCACUGGACGUCAGAGGACGAGUUCAGCGUCACCUCCUAUGAGCUGCAGUACACCAUCUACACGGGCCAGACCAACUUCAUCAGCUUGUACAACUCUGCAGACAGCUGGAUGAUCGUACCGAACAUUAAGCAGAACCACUACACAGUGCACGGCUUGCAGAGUGGUACCCGCUACAUCUUUUUCGUCAAGGCUAUCAACCAGGCAGGAAGCCGCAACAGCGAGCCCGCCCGCCUUAAAACCAACAGUCAGCCCUUCAAGUUGGACCCGAAGACAGCCCACAAGAAGCUGCGCCUGUCCAAUGACUGCCUGACCAUGGAGAAGGACGAGAGCUCUCUGAAGAAGAGCCACACACCUGAGCGUUUCAGCGGCACGGGCUCCUAUGGAGCUGCCGGUAAUGUCUUCAUUGACAGUGGUUGCCACUACUGGGAGGUGUUGCUGGGAGCGUCCACGUGGUAUGCCAUCGGCGUGGCUUACAAAUCAGCCCCCAAAAACGAAUGGAGCGGCAAGAACUCAUCCUCAUGGGUGUUCUCACGCUGCAACAACAAUUUUAUGGUUCGCCACGAUGGUAAGGAGAUGCUGGUGGAGGCCAGCCUGCAGCUGCGGCGGCUCGGGGUCCUGCUGGACUACGACAACAAUUCACUGUCCUUUUACGACGCCAUGAAUUCCCAUCACAUUCACACCUUCGAAAUCUCCUUCCUCCUGCCUGUUGUACCCUCUUUUAUGAUCUGGAACAAGUCCGUCAUGAUUCUCUCAGGGCUACCUGUCCCAGAUUUUGUUGACGGAGUGGGCUCAGAUCUUCAAGAGCAGCAACAGCAACAAAUGGGCCUGUGCCGACAAGAAUCGCCAUACUUGACGGGGAUGAAAGCCUGCCACUGACUGAGAGGUUGAUUGGGAGCUGACAGAUGACAACAGUGGGACUGAGUUCUGCUGUAAUCUCUUGAGUGUAUGAGUUACUGUCUUAGAAAGUGUUGGAAAUAUGCACACCAGCCUGGAAUGAUGUUAGUCUUAUUAGUUUGUAGCUAUUCUGUGUUUCACAUAUCCAUCAGUGAAUGGGAACAAGUUAUUUACCUGAAAACUUAAUUGUAUGUUAAAUUCUUUUGAUGCCAUUGAGUAACAAACAGAGCCCGGGUCUUUCAUUAGAUCAGGCUAGAUUCCUGGUUUCAGGACCAUUGGAGGUCUUCCUUUUUUGUUUUAUUUUCCUCUUGAUUUGACCCCUAGGCAGAAGACCAAAAGUGAACAUUUUCAUGUCAACCAUGUUAGGCUUAUAGCUGCAACAUAUGAACAGUAAUGGUGCAAUAUAUCUGUGCUUGGAAGUCAGAAUUUUCUGUUUCCUUGUCAGACGUUUCAACUGGAAGGAAAAGUCAGAUGUCUAAGUCAGAGAAACUUCCCUGACUUCAGGAUCCAGCAUGGCCGCUACUCGUGGCUGCAAAGUAAACACUUAGCUCGUUCUACUGUUUAUGAACACUCUGUCUAUUUUUAUUCUCAUUAGCUUAUUUAGACAUACACAUAGUAGUGUUUACAUUUGAUCAGUGGGCAUGUUGUGAUGCUGCUAUAUGUGCUAAAUAGGAUGACAGCAUUAACUUUACUGCAGCAAAUACAGCAUUGACAUGAUAUUGCUAACAAUGGCUAGCAGCACCAACAGCUAAUUUGACUUUAGGAAAGAUUUAUUUCCCAGUAUUCCAACUCAAACGUGCAACUUUGAGUUCCCAGUUCUAACCUCUAUUUCUCAAGGUAAAUGAAACUCAUAAAUAUAAAACAUUUUUUUUCAGAAAGGUUAGAUCAAAGUGGAGAAGGAGCUACUGUCACUAAUAGCAUUUCUUACUACGAUUAAAUGGCCAACACCAUUUGCACGGUUAGCUUGACAACAGAAAUACUAAUGUUUUUUCCAGUUUUUUCUUUUUAAAUUUGUCAGUUGGUUGUCAAAUAUUUUUAUUGCUAAGCUUUUGAGUUGGUUGGCUUAUAAAAUCCCACAACAGUCAGAACAGUUGACUGGUGCUGGCCCCCACAUGACAGAGCAGAUUUCUAUCAGAACAGUAGCCCUCCAGAAAAUAGCCAUAUCCUUGCAGUCAUGCAUACAAGAGGAUAAAAGAUUUUAUCUUCUAUGAUUUUACAUGUCACAAUCUAAAAGCCAGCUGUUUAGUAAAUGUAAGCAAAUAAAUCCCUAAAUUUGCUCAGAGCAGUGUGGCAGAUUACUGCAUAUGUUCCAGUUAGGGCACUUGUGAACUUGCGAAAGGCAUGGUUUUCUUAUAUUACAAAAAUUUAAAAUGAAAUGUUUUCCUUUCUUAACACAAACGUGUCUUCUUUAAGUCCACUUUAUUGCUUUUACCAGAUGAUACAAACUUGAUUUAUCAGCUGCUACUGUAGUACUGAGUGGACUUGUAAAUAUCCAGUUGUCACUGUUCAUGUGUUGUAUCCUUGGUAUCUGUCGAUGGUCGUUGCUGAAGUCUUUUCCUUGAUCUUCUUCCUAGAUUUGGCCCAUUAUCUCUGUUUGAAUUUGUGGGUCACAUCUUCCAGGUUCCAGGAGGGGUCAAUGUCAUUCCCAAAUAUUGUAUUAAUAAAAUCAUGGGGGGCAGAUGAUAUGACUACUCAAUUUGUAUAAUAAGAUUUAUUGAAUACAGGAGGGGAAAAGGUGUUAUUUAUGUCAAAAAAGAAAGUUUACUUUUAUUAUUAAUCUCAGCAUAUUCAUGAUGCACUUUUUAAGUCGCACUAUUUUCCCUUGAUGUGUUGUGAAUCAGAUGGAACUGAGAGGCGGGGUUGUAAUGGGGAGGGAAAGUGACAUCGAAACACUACUGCUGGUUGUGUUUUAACCCAUUGAGCUUUUCCUACUCAUAUUUAUAACAUGUGUUUACCAUAGUACCCAUAAUAUAAAAAAAUCUUUGCAAUAAAAACACUGAAAGCUUUAUUGACACCUUAAUCUGGUUACUCAAAGCACUUUGCAACAGAUGAAAAUCCCUGCUGUAAAAUUUAAUUUUCUAUUUCAUUUGAGCUUUGAUUUGAAUGAAACCACAUACUUUUCCUCCCUGUUACUUUUUCAAUAUCACACAGUGAUAUUUUUAAUUCUGAGGAUGUUUAUGGGAUAUGUAACCUUGAUGAAGUGAUGAUAAACUGAUGUUCACCCUGCUGUUGACUUUUCAGGGACAAAGAGGAUUAUAGCUUAAAUUUGAUGUCUGUUGCAAUGUCAUGGCAUGAUUGUGUUUUCGUCUGUGAUUUUUUAAGACACGGACACACACACACGCACACACACACGUCACGUUCUGUUAGGUUGUUAAAAAAUGCAUGAUACAUUUUAGGAUCCCAGGGUUCACUGGGUAAUUUAUUCUUUUAAGUUUGUCAAAUGUUGUUUCUUAAUUUGGUUGACUUCUAUUGAUUUAUUUGGCUGGAGCUCUAUUAUUCCAUCCUCCAUCGCUAUCCAAAUAAGACCUGUAACUACAGAUUUUCUUUUUUUUUGUUUGUUUGUUUUGGCUUUAUGUUUGGAUUUUAAGGCCUAGCGUGGAUGAGAGUCUCUGUGGUUUGACCUUCAGGUAGCGGCGCUGAUUCAGACAAUCAAUUGUGUAUUAUACUGUAGUUUAUGAAGAUUAAGACGUUGCUUAGGAAAGGUUGAAAUUAUAUUUAACUGACACUACAUUUAAAGAAAAUAUAGACUUUUGAUCAAGAAAGCAUCACUCCUGACCAUUUUACUCAUUUAUGUGCUUAACAUAAAAUGUCAUUUUUUGGCGUUAAAGAGCAAAGACAGAAUGCUCCGAGCACACACUGACUUUAAAUCACAAUUUAAAUCAUUUGCUAGUUCACAUGCAGGUGAACGUAUUGGUCCUUUUCCAGGUGGCAGCAGGCCAUCAGUGUGAAACUCCCAGCUAGGAGUUUGCCAGUGAAAAUCCUCUCACAGUAUUUGCUCUUAACUUGCAGCACAUGUUAAAGGUUGGGUAGGGGGUCCAGAAAGAUCCAGUCCCACUUAGUGCAGUUUUUUUUUUUAAUUAAAAAAAAAAUUUAAGCAGAUUAUCCUUCAAAGCAACACCUCCUAAGCAAGUGAGUGUGAUGCUUGUUGACGGAAGAAAAAGAGUUAAGCAGACCAGCAAACAAUCCAACGGUUUUGUUAUGCUGGGUAAUUCUUAUUUUUUGUUUUGACAUGAAAGUAUUUGCUCAUUGUUUUCAGUCUGUACAAAGAAUUUCAAUUAAUUUUAGCAAAAAAAAAAUCAACUUCAAAAAAAGAUCUCCUUCCUGACCUUUAAGAGAAACGGUGCAAGUAUUGAUGGCUCAAGUUUAUCCACAGGUCAACAAUAACACAGUGGGAGCUUUGUUCCUGCCAGGUAUUUUACUGAAUGUCACCAGACGUCCAGAUAUCCCAUUCGUCUUGCUGAAUAGUGUCGGUCACAGGCUCUGAAUGACCGUGUGUUGAUUUGUGAUCUGGACUGACAAGCUCAACUCGUUUGAUGGAGUGCGCUCGGCCGGGUCACUGCAUGAUGGCACCGCCUUGCUGCAGGUUCAUAACUCUUUCCUUAUCUUCCUGAUGAGGUUUCUUGUGAAGCCAACACACUUUCUCCUUCUCUGUUUUUUUUUAAUUUUUUUUAUAUUAUUCUAACAAUGUGACAAUAUCAUCAUUGCCAUGCAUAUCAGAUUGUUUGCUGUGCUUAUUUUUUUGUUUUUUUGCCACAGAUCAAUUCUGUAAAAUAUAUACAGUGAAUGAUUUUCAGUAGCUUCCCACUCCUUGUAGUGCAGUGUUAAUACCCUAGAGACAAUGCAAUAGAUUCUUCCUUUUGCUUUUCUGUUUGUGUAACUUCGGGAAUUGUUUUUCUUUUCUUCUCCUUUUCCUUUUUUUUACAACUGAAGAGAAAAGUGCUCCUCUCUCUCCUUUUUAGCACUGGGACCUCGAGAAACAGCGCAAAAAGAGCAGUUUUGCCUCCAUGCAAUGCUUCGUGUUUCCAUAAAUAUAACAGAGAUACUUUUAGCCAGAGAGGAAUGUAAAUCAUAGGGGGAAAUAUAUAUUAUAUAAAGUUGUAUAAUAAACAAAAUAUAUAUGAACCAAUGUUAUUUAUGUGAAGUCCAAUAAAAAGUCUCAU